Molecule: messenger RNA, 7556 nt
Organism: Neolamprologus brichardi
Lineage: Eukaryota; Metazoa; Chordata; Actinopteri; Cichliformes; Cichlidae
Gene: cpeb4b
Product: cytoplasmic polyadenylation element binding protein 4b
Biological process (GO): negative regulation of cytoplasmic translation
Cellular component (GO): synapse; cytoplasm; nucleus
Molecular function (GO): ribosome binding; mRNA regulatory element binding translation repressor activity; translation factor activity, RNA binding
Source: RefSeq, a predicted model, not a curated record
GGCUGAUCUUUCGCUGUCAUUCGGCCACGGUCGGUUCCAGGAGAGAGGGGCAGCCAAGAAGCAAGCACACACACACAGAGGAUCGGCUGGCUCUGAAGGAGAGACAGUUAGUGAGAAGAAAAGAAAAUAAAGCGGACAAUGAAACCGAUCGAAUAAGGCUUUAUGAACGAACCGAGUAUAAGUCACACACUGCCACGUUAACAAAGCUCUUCGAUGAUACGGUCCAGAUUACAGGCAGCAGAUAGAGAGCUGUGUCAUUGAGCAGGCAGGACACGUCAGGAGAAGGGAGAGAGAAAAAAAGAGCUGACCGACUGCACUGUACGAGUCAGCUACUAAAACCGCCUCUGAAAACCUUUGCCUGCCGCACUCAUUGUUUCAAGGACACCGUCUCGCUCUCAGCCCGAGAAAAAGGAUCUCGACACAGACGACGCCGAGGUCGAAAGGUGGUGAUCAGAAGGACCAAACGAUCACGGGAUAGCACUUGUCUGUGGGGGGAGAAAACAAAUGGGGGAUUACGGGUUUGGAGUUCUAGUUCAAAACAACACUGGCAACAAGUCUGCAUUCCCGGUCCGAAUCCACCCGCAUCUGCAGCCCCCUCAUCAUCACCAAAAUGUGUCGCAGAGCCCUGCCGCUUUCAUAAACAGCACCACAGCCGCAGGGAAUGGCACCACGGGAGGCUCUCCCUGGCUCUUCCCUGCCUCCGCCACCCACAACAGCGUGCAAGACGAAAUCCUGGGGGGGCCAGAAAAACCCAAAGCACAGCAGCAACAGGAAAUGCAAGAAACGCAAGAAAAGCAGCAGUUGUCUCCCGGGAGUCACCAAGAGGGUGGAAGUGGCGGUGGGAUAAUUUCAGAAUUGGAAAAAGCCAGGUCCGAGGAAGGCAAGACAGAGAAUGGCACAUCUGACAGCAGUAAUGGAAAAGAGAAGCAGCUCCGUCUUGAGUCACCUGUUCUGACAGGCUUUGAUUACCAGGAGACAUCUGGUCUCGGGGGUACGGGCCCAGUUCAGUCCAGUACAACCUCGUCAUCGCUUUCUGGCUUCAACAACUGGUCACCCGCCAUCCCGCCUGCGCCAUCAACAAUCAUCAACGAGGAUGUCAGCUUUUUCAACCCGGCGUCUGCCAGUAACGGCCCUCUGCUGUUCCAGAACUUCUCACACCACGUCAGUCCAGGGUUUGGUGGGAACUUCUCCCCCCAGAUCGGACCAGCUGCUGCCUUGUCCCAGCACCACCCGGCUCCCCCACCCCAUCCCCAUUUCCAGCACCCCCACAGCCAACACCAGCAGCAUCGGCGUUCUCCAGCUUCUCCCCACCCGCCACCGCCCUUCCCACACAGGAAUGCAGCUUUCAGCCAGUUGCCGCAUUUGUCCAACAGCCUGAACAAGCCCCCGUCUCCCUGGGGUCCAGCCAGCUACCAGAGUCCUUCUCCCUCCCCCGGCUCCUCCACUUCCUGGAGUCCCGGAGGAGGAUAUGGUAGUGGUGGCGGCUGGGGAGGAUCUCAAGGCAGAGAUUAUCGACGCGGGCUGAAUGGCGGGAUGACUCCCAUUAACUCUAUCUCCCCACUGAAGAAGACCUUCCCUAACAACCAUGUGGCAUCCCAGAAGUACCCUCGAAACAGUCCCGCAGGCUUUAACCCCAAGUCCUGGAUGGAUGAUGGAGUUGGCCGCAGCGAUAACAUCUUCCCGUUUCAGGAGCGCACCAGGUCAUUUGACAGCUUCAACAUGAACACUCUGGAGAGCUCCCUGAUUGACAUCAUGAGAGCCGAGCAGGACAGCCUGAAAGGUCGUCUUGGUUUUCCCCACCCAGGAGGGGACAACCCUCUUCCCCUCAAUGCCAGGAAUUAUAGCAGGAGACGAGGCCACUCUUCUCUCUUCCCCAUAGAGGAUGGUUUCCCUGAUGAUGAACGUGGAGACCAGGGUCUCGCAGGCCUAGGUUCCCCACACUGCUUUCCACACCAGAACGGAGAGCGCGUGGAACGCUACUCGCGCAAGGUCUUUGUUGGAGGACUGCCCCCAGAUAUAGAUGAAGAUGAGAUAACAGCCAGUUUCAGACGCUUUGGACACCUGUUUGUGGACUGGCCUCACAAAGCUGAGAGCAAAUCCUAUUUUCCUCCCAAAGGCUAUGCCUUCCUGCUGUUCCAGGACGAGAGCUCAGUGCAGGCUUUGAUCGAUGCCUGCAUCGAGGAGGAUGGCAAGCUGUACCUCUGCGUGUCCAGCCCCACCAUCAAAGACAAGCCGGUCCAGAUCCGCCCAUGGAACCUGAAUGACAGCGACUUUGUGAUGGAUGGAUCUCAACCUCUUGACCCAAGGAAAACCAUCUUUGUGGGAGGAGUUCCUCGCCCGCUCCGUGCAGUGGAGUUGGCCAUGAUAAUGGACCGCCUGUACGGUGGAGUUUGCUACGCUGGCAUCGACACAGACCCCGAGCUGAAGUACCCCAAGGGAGCGGGGCGGGUCGCCUUCUCUAAUCAGCAGAGCUACAUUGCUGCUAUCAGUGCUCGCUUUGUACAGCUGCAGCAUGGAGAAAUCGAUAAACGGGUGGAAGUGAAGCCAUAUGUGCUGGAUGACCAGCUGUGCGAUGAGUGCCAGGGAACUCGCUGCGGUGGGAAGUUUGCGCCAUUCUUCUGCGCCAACGUCACCUGCCUACAAUAUUACUGCGAGUACUGCUGGGCGGCCAUCCAUUCGCGCGCCGGCCGCGAGUUUCACAAACCCCUGGUGAAAGAGGGAGGCGACCGACCCCGUCACAUCUCCUUCCGCUGGAACUGAGCGGAAAUUAGAGAGGGAGAGGCAACAGAGGAGCAGGAGGGCAGGUAGUGCAGGAGUCGCAAAAUCAUUGUACAAAUAAAUGCACUUUUCUGUUGCUGGUUCCUUUUUGCUCCACUUUCACCCGACAUUUUUUGCAAUUUCUUUUGUUAAAUUAAUAUUUAAAGACGGAAAAGAAAGAUUGGAUUUAUAUCCAGAUAUGUCAAGGAAGCAAAAAAAAAGAUGUGUAAUAUGAUUUUAUUUAUGUUUGAUUUUUUAAAUAUUUUUAUUCGUUCUAAAAAAAAACGUAUAUAGAAAAGUUUGAGGUGUGAUAUGGUACUCUGCUAUUUUAAUUGGGAUAUUUUUCUAAACAGUGUAUUUAAUUUUAAUUUUGAUACAAGAGGCCCCGAAACAAAUACUUGUCAUUUGACAUUCAGCUGACUUGUUUUGUAGCAGAGCUCUUACAUUUUAUUUUGUAUUGAGUCUCCAGAGCAAAUGCUGUUUGAACAGAAUAUGAUUGGCUAUUUAUUUCUGAGAGGUAGGAUUAAAGUGCCCCUAUUUUGCAUAUUUGCAUAUGUUUAAAGUCUCACUGUUUCAUGUGAGGGAGGCGGGUGUUCACUCAAAUUGAUUUUGUGAAGUCCAAAAACAAGAUUUGGGUCAUACUGUUCACUGCUGCGGUGCCUGUCUUUAACCCUCUGUGUGAAACUCUCCGUUUUGCCUCCUGUCUCUUUAAGGGGCCCCCCCCCCCAGUGACAUAGAUAAGUCACAAAACAAAAACCUUUGACAGUUUCAAACAGUACAGCAGUAUUUUUUUGGGAGAGAAUAGCAACAUUUAGCAUGGCCUUUGUCACUUUGACAUAUAUAUAUAUAUAUAUAUAUAUAUACACACACACACACACACCAGACUAAAGGAUUUGGAAGAACCCAAAAGGCAUAAUAGGGGCACUUUAAGUUUGCUAUUGAUAGCUGAGGCUCCAGAGCAAAUGUGAAUUAAAAAGGGUGUUGCUAAAGAAGAGUGCACUUAUUUCCAGUUUAAGUACUGAAGAUACACAGUACGUAAGACCCUUAGUAGUUACCAAAGCUGAAUCUUAAUUAACUCUGACGAGCAGAAAGAGCCCACUGCAGAACGAAAUGGAUUCGUUUUCCCCUCCCACAUCAAAAACGUUCAAACCUCUCGUUAUGAUUUCCAGGACCAUACAAACAUUUUGAUGUUACUUGAAAAUCUAAACAAAAUUUUAGCAACACUGAUUAGGGUUUCGAUCUCCAUUUUGACAUGCAAAAACUAAUACCUCAAACUCCGCUGCUAAUGUGCCGAAUACAGAGAGAGUGAGAGAGAAAAAAGAAACCAAGAAAGAAAACAUCAUCGCUCUCUGGUGUUCUCCUUUCCUCAGAACUAUAAUCAGAGGGAAGGGAUACAACAGGCAGAGAGUGAUGUAACUGGCACAGUUUUCUACUCAACUUGCUUCAUCACCUCCUUAUUUUUGUAAUCAAACCCAGGGUUGUGCUAGUGACAGAGCAUCGUAAAGUAUACAGUGUAUUAUUGGAAUGUAUGGUAAAGGGAGGCUACAGGAGAGACAGGCUUAGUGGUGAAGAGAGAAAUUCAGCCCCAGAUCCCUUCCUCGUGUCUGCCUGCGGCCUCUGCUGCUAAGCUUACAGCUAACAAACAGAAGGCCUCAUUCGUGGAUCACAACCUGCUCGAGGCUUGAAUCCACGUCCUUCAGGACCGAGGUUAAGGCAACGUGUCACUGAAGGACAGUAUUGCAGUUUUUAAUGGGGCUACCACCAAACAGGAAAUACCUGUCUGUGUUAGUUUUGUUUUAAUGCAUUUGUGCAAUUCUCCCAAGUCUUUAAUGGAAAAAAAAAAAAAGUUUUACUUUGCAUCCAAGAGUUAGUUACAUUUAAUGAAAGAAGCAAUUAAAAGUUUAUCUGACUUUGGAAUCGUCAUCACAUGUAGGGAUCUGCCCUCGAAGCCAGGUCCCUGCCAAGCUAAUCCAACUCAGCAUCCAGUGUUUUUGAAGCAUAAAUGAAGAUAGUCUCUGAAGUGUGCUCUACUACUGCACACUUGUGACCCACAUGCAGUUUGCUCUCCAUAACGAGAUUGCAGGUCCAGUCGACUGUAGCCAGCGGCUUUUGGGAACCAAAGAUGGCUGUGCAGUAGUGGGUCAUACUGUAGCUUAUUACUUGUGUGGAAGUUUUGGUUUUUCUUUUUCAUUUUCUUCAAGGACGUUUUGCAUAUAUAUAUAUAUUUUUUGUUUUCCUAAAUCUGUGAUUUCUACCCAGUUUUGCUUAACUGUCAAGCCCUGAUAGACUCCAGCGAACCAAAGAUUGGCCUUGAACAUCGUCUUUACAGAAUGCAUUAUGCAUAUGAACGAUAGUGCCGUGAAAACCAUCAGAACAUCAGUAUGGGGGGGGGGGCGACAUACAAACAAGGCCUCACACUCCCUCCGUAGCUCAAAAUGGAGGCGUGUGCUGUCAGUUAGGCGCUAGUUAUUUUUAUCUGAAAUGGAUCUGUGCGUUUGGGAGAAGUAACACAAAAAGUACACCUUCCCACGGCGAAAGUAAAACUAAUCCUUAACUUUGUUCGAGUCACUCAGUGGUAACCUUAUUAGCCGAGCAUUUAAAUGUCAGGGAGUUAGUACAGAAACUUGAUUAUUACACACACACUAGUGAGAAUCCUCAUAUCGGCGCGGUGUUGUCGGCACCAGUUUUGCACCCUGGACAUUAGUUUUGUGGGUGUGGUGGGUGAGCAUUUUAGAAGUUAAAACACUUUGUGAAGAAUUUGCUGUUAAAUGAGAUGAAAAAAAAAAAGAUUAUUUUAUACAUGGCCUGCUGAUUUUUGGUACAGUGUUUUCUAGCUAAAUUAUUUUGUCAUGCACAUAUAAACAUUUAUUAUGCACUACUUUUCUAAAUAUUUUUUUUUCUUUUUCCAACAGUCAUUUUAGGCACAUUUUUCACAAAUGGGGAAACUCCUUUUUGCAAUACCUCAAUUUUUCACAUUGUGAAAGGUAGCUUUUGUACUUUUGUUACUGAAAGAUCUGCAUAUAUGGAAAUGUUCAUUUUAGGAAAAACAAAAAAAGUUGAGUGAUUUCAAUAUAUAUUAUUUUCAAUUAUGCUUUUUAUACAUUUCAGUGCUGAGGAAUCUUUACAACUAAGUGCGCACUUGUGUUGAUGCGACUUCAGAUGUGCAGAGGAGAGACCAAAGAGUAUCGCUCUCUUGGUCUUAGCUUUUCUUACACUAGAUGUUUUCCAGUCGAUCUGGUCAAUAAGAGCAUGGCGAGAAAAAGAAAGGAAGAAAGAAAUAUAAUUUGGGAUUGAUGUUAAUGUGUCUAAAAAUGGCUAUACUAGUUGGAAAUGGUAACUUCUGUCUUGGUUUCCUCUCCAUAGAUGGAGCAUAACUUAUUAUAUAAGGAGAAUGCAAAAUUUGGUUCACGCUUAACGCUGAAUCUCGUAUCACAAGAAUGGAUGUUUGGUGUUUAGAUAUUUUAAUAUUUGAAAAAAAAAAGUAUAUAUAUAUAUUCUUGAACUUGCCAACUAGCACCUAUUGUAAUCCUUAGCAUGCAUGACGAAAAAAAAAAAGAAAAAGAAAAUGACAAGUACAAUGAAUUAGCUAUUACAAUUAAUUGUUGUGGUGUGCACCAAAUGUUUCUCAACUAUUCAGUUAAGGACACCCCGAACCCGCUCUCACCUCACCCCUCUUCCCCUCUUCCCAUGUUCCCGCCCCACGUGUCGAUUUCCUCGCUUCCCCAUUCGCAGACCUCUGCAGGAUGCACGUGACAGAGAGAUAAAAGAAACCUACCUUUGAAUUGAUUUGGCAGUGCAGGACUUUGAGCAUCCUUUAUAUAGAGAACACUGUUUAAAAAGACUUGAGAACCUGUCCCCGCUGUCUGUCGAGGUGAUCUUACAUAGACCUAUCUGGAGGAAAGGGGAGCUUAAAGACUUGAAUGUGGUAAAUGUUGCAAGUUAACUUCAAGUUGUUAUGUGCAAUACUUCUUUUGAACCUUUUUCCAGAUAAAGACUCUUUGCAAUGUAAUUCUUUAAUGCCAUUUUUAAUUGCAGACAUUUAAUUAAAGAAGAUGUUAAUAUGUUUUUCACAGUCAUUUUCUACUGUUAUUGUAAUCCUUUUCAUGCUGGUGUUUGUAAAAAAGAAAAGAAAUCAAACUAUUUGUACUAAUAUAAAUAAUUGAAGUUAUUUUUAAAACAUUAAAGGUUUUGUGCUCAUUUGCUUAUUUUGUUUAUUUUAAGCUACUGUGAUUGAUUGCAUUGUAAUUAUUAGGUCAACAAUGUAUUUAGCUGUUUAUUGGUAUAUUUUUAAUUGGAAUGUAUAAUUGAUUUUUAUAAUUUUGAUCAGAUUUUUGUUAUAUUUUUGAGGUGAAGCUUUUAAUAUGUUAAAGUGUCUAGUUUUUACUAAUUGCUAUAUUGUGCUCCACAAUAUAUGGUUCACAUUUUCUGAAGGAAAAUAAAUAUUUAAAUAUUUGUCUGUUAAUGAUGUUACUUAAUGGCAAGAUUUCAAUAGUUUUUAACUGUGUAUGGGAAGGUUGUUGUAUUUAUUAAUAGCAUUUUUUUACUUAAGAUAUCACCUUAAUUUUUAUUGUCAUUUCACUUUAUAAGUUCCUAUUUUUGUAUUUUCCUUUCUAAUUAAGUUAUGUAAUACGGAUAUGUCCAUAUUUCUAGGAGUUGGUCUGUAGAAGUGCUAGUGAAACGAAAAAGAAAAAUCUAAUGUUAUUUAAUUGUUUGCAGCCAACUAUUUAUAACAGUAUGCAUAAUUUUUAAAUAUUUGUAAUGUGAAAUGUUGAAUGAAAUAAAUCUUAACUGUGAUGAAA